UUCAAGUGCGACGAGUGUGUGCAGAGUUUUAACCGGAACCAUGAUUUGAAGCGGCACAAGAGGAUCCAUCUGGCCGUGAAACCGUUUGCGUGCGAAAAGUGUGGCAAGCAAUUCUCUCGAAAAGACGCUCUGCGUCGACAUUGGCUGGUCAAGGGAUGCAAG
Filobasidium floriforme is the source of this 162-nucleotide messenger RNA. RefSeq lists its product as uncharacterized. The annotation marks the transcript as partial. The transcript is spliced from 2 exons. The record is from RefSeq and is a predicted model, not a curated record. NCBI's taxonomy places the organism in Eukaryota, Fungi, Basidiomycota, Tremellomycetes, Filobasidiales, Filobasidiaceae.